CUCUCGUGACCUCAAUAUAGAGGUGCUUUCUACAGCCCACCAAUGCACAGCGUUCAUUGAAGCUUGCCAUGCGGUUGACUUCGGUGAGGGGUCUCGCCAGACUGAGGCUGCCAUGUAAAACAAGAUGCAGCCCAAGUCCGCUUCAACACAGGCUCAAGUCAGGUGUCGCUGCCGCUGGGCUCAUCCCCAGAAACUGGGCUCGACAAGGGCAAAGCCUCACAUGGUGCCACCGCCGCACCCUGCAUGACGACACGGAAGAGUCGAUCACGCCGGCUGCUGGUAUCAAGACUCUUGCAGGAAAUAUUCAAGCCUUCAAAGAUUAUUUCGACUCCCCUGCCCAGAGCGCUGCUGGGGACUUUGACCUGACGAGAACUGUAACUGUCCAUGGUUUCAUAUCCAAGCGGAGAGAUGUCUCGUCCAAGUUAAGCUUUGUCGACCUAAUCGUGGACCGCGGGCCAUCAUUCCAGUUCAAAUCGUCGUGGGAGGAGAAGGACUCCCCGGAGCAUAGGCUGCACAAGGCUCUCAAACAAGUUCCCGCAUGGAGCUCCGUCAGCCUCACCGGAGUCAUUGACGAUUGUAAGAGAUCUGAUGCUCUAGUGCUGUAUGGCCCGAACUAUCCCAAGAAUACUGUCCACUACGACCUGACCUUGCGACAUGUUCACGUACUUAACCCUUUCCCUCGGGAUAUCAUCAUAUCAGAAGGCGCUCAAUUUCCGCCACACGCUCGGCACCUGCAGUUAAGAUUCGACAAGGCUCUCCAGCAUAGGCUUGAAUUCCGUCGGUCCCUCGCGAAAGAUGCCACCGAUGUUCUCACGCGAUGGGGAUUCCUUCAGGUCGAGACACCGAUACUCUUCAAGUCUACGCCAGAGGGCGCAAGAGAAUUUCUGGUCCCGACUAGGCGGCCUGGCUAUGCAUAUGCACUACCCCAAAGCCCACAGCAGUACAAGCAGAUCCUCAUGGCAGCCGGUGUGAGAGGUUACUACCAGCUUGCGAGAUGCUUCCGUGACGAAGACCUUCGCGCUGACAGACAGCCCGAGUUCACACAGCUUGAUAUGGAAAUGGCAUUCGCGAAAGGCGAGGACGUGAUGAGACUCGUCGAAAAACUCAUCCACGAAGUGUACGAUCGUAUGCGCGGACGGUGGCAAACACGCCAGGUCAAUGGAGCCUUGUGCCCGACCAAAAAGUCAGAUGGCACUACGGAUGCCGAGGAGUACCCUGCUAUAGAAGCAGAGUUUCCACGCAUGACAUAUCAUGACGCUAUGUCUCUCCACGGAUCGGAUAAACCAGAUUUAAGGAUACCAAACAAGAUCCAACGUAUCGACCACCUCCUACCACAUAAUUUCACAUCCAUGAUAUCGGACCUGGAGGAUCCUAUCGUCGAGGCUUGUGUGUUCCGCUUCGACGAGCCCUCGAAGGACUUCAUCAAAUCCCUUUGGGAUAACCUCCCUAAGCCCCUUCGACACAACCCAGACGGCCAACCUGUCCCUCUUACCAUCGAUUCCAGCAAGCCUCUCUCUGGUCUCUCACCACUAGGUCACGAGGCAGCUUCGGCCGUUCUGGAUGCCAGCAGCUCGGAUCUUCCACACAUUGCCGGUCUUGAGCAAGGAGAUGUGCUUGUCAUCCAAGCACGGCCCAACAAGCCCUUCGAAGGCGGCUCCACCGCACUCGGGGACCUGCGAAGGCACAUCUACGCUGAGGCAGUCGCGCAAGGGCUCCUCCCGCCAGACAACUCCUUCAAGUUUCUCUGGGUGACGGGCUUCCCGCUGUUCACGCCAAACACCGAGUCGUCGGACCCAGCAGAAGGCCAGCACGGCGCGAGCGGCUUCUCCUCCACGCAUCACCCAUUCACAGCGCCUCUAAGUCCCGAGGACUUCGACCUCCUGGCCACAGACCCCUUGAAGGUGAAGGCGGACCACUAUGACCUUGUCCUCAAUGGGGUGGAACUUGGCGGCGGCUCGCGUCGUAUCCACAUCGCCCCACUGCAAGAGUACAUCUUCAGGGAUGUACUCAAGAUGAGCGACGAGGGUAUCAGCCACUUCAGCCACCUUUUGGAGGCGCUGAGGGCAGGUUGCCCGCCGCAUGCCGGCUUCGCGUUCGGCUGGGACAGGCUCAUCGCUACGCUGAGCUUCACAGGGAGCGUGAGGGAUGUGAUCGCCUUCCCCAAGAACAAAAAGGGGGAUGAGCCCGUUGCGAGGGCGCCGGGUAAGGUCACUGAGGAAGAAUGGAAAACUUAUCAUCUCAAGUUUGAGAAGAUAGACUGA
This is a messenger RNA of Diaporthe batatas, 2261 nucleotides long. RefSeq names its product aspartate--tRNA ligase MSD1. The record is from RefSeq and is a predicted model, not a curated record. Gene Ontology annotation, molecular function: ATP binding; aspartate-tRNA ligase activity. Gene Ontology annotation, biological process: aspartyl-tRNA aminoacylation. The transcript is spliced from 4 exons. The coding region runs from base 69 to 2261 and encodes 730 amino acids. NCBI's taxonomy places the organism in Eukaryota, Fungi, Ascomycota, Sordariomycetes, Diaporthales, Diaporthaceae. Gene Ontology annotation, cellular component: cytoplasm; mitochondrion.